AUGGCCAUGACAUACUCCAUCCUGCCGUCUGAAAUCGACUUUCAGGACUACUCAUUUGACUUUGAAGAAUACGUCAGGAACGAGGUCGGACUCGACAUCACAAGCACAACCAAGAAGAAUGGAGAAACGGGAGACAAUAUUUGCAGAUUCUUUCUCAAAGGUCACUGCUCAAAAGGAAACAACUGUCAGUUCCGACAUGUGAGGACAGAUCCAUCAAAGGCCGUCGUUUGCAAGCACUGGCUCAGAGGACUCUGCAAAAAGGGCGACAACUGCGAGUUCUUGCACGAAUAUAACCUCAGGAAGAUGCCUGAAUGUUGGUUCUACAGCAAGUACGGCGAAUGUAACAACGGCACCGAAUGUAUCUAUCUUCACAUUGACCCUGAGAGUAAGAUCAAGGAUUGUCCAUGCCCGAAGUACGAAUUGCCUCCACCAAACUGGGACGAUGGAAUCGGAGCACGGCCAAUGCAGCAGGACAGAGAUCGCGAGGAGCCACAACGUGGAGAAGGCGAGGUCCAGACAUUCCGCAAGGUCGAAGAUGUCACCUGUUUCAAGUGCCAGCAAAAGGGACACUACGCAAACAGAUGCCCACAAGGACGUGGCCACGACAUGUAG
This is a messenger RNA of Linnemannia hyalina, 612 nucleotides long. NCBI's taxonomy places the organism in Eukaryota, Fungi, Mortierellomycota, Mortierellomycetes, Mortierellales, Mortierellaceae. The record is from the annotation of a GenBank genome assembly.